AUGGAUCCAAAAGCAUGUCUUAGCAUACAUGAGGGGGAUCUCUUGCCUGAUGCCUCACACUACAGAUGCUUGAUUGGAAGAUUGAUCAAUUUAACACUAUCUAGACCUGACAUCACAUAUGUUGUUCACAAAUUGAGUCAAUUUCUAUCCCAACCUCAAUUGCCACAUCUCAAAGCAAUACAUCAACUUUUUCAUUACUUAAAUACAACUGUGGUCAAGGUCCAUUCCUUUCAGCAUCCUUAUCUUUACCUAUCAUUACAAGCGUUUACUGAUGCUCAUUGUGGUUCAUGCAUUGACACAAGGAACUCCACAACAAAGUUAGGUGACUCACUAAUUUCUUUGAAUUCUAAAAGACUGCCUAAGGUAUCAUGCUCAUCAACUGAAGCAGAGUAUCGAGCACUUGCUGUAACCAUUAGUGAUCUUCUAUGGAUCACUUAG
Molecule: messenger RNA, 438 nt
Organism: Olea europaea var. sylvestris
Lineage: Eukaryota; Viridiplantae; Streptophyta; Magnoliopsida; Lamiales; Oleaceae
Exons: 1
Coding region: 1-438 (145 amino acids)
Source: RefSeq, a predicted model, not a curated record